AUGUCUGAGACAGUUGAAACUAUUUCCCAUGGCAUCUAUCACAAUUUAAUCACAACUUUGAUCCAAGACCUCGUUGCACGAGAAACAACCAAGGAACAAUUGCUAAGAGCUAGGUAUCCCGACUUGAAACCGUAUUAUCGUAGUCCAGAUCACCAAUUGGACAUCAACGGGAAGCCAAAGCAGCAGGAGUCGUCUCAAUAUUUGCACUGCGACAAUUGCGAUAGAGAUGUGUCAGCUAACAGAUUUGCCGCACAUCUGCAAAGGUGCCUCGGUAGGGGAUCCAGAAGAUGA
Messenger RNA from Torulaspora delbrueckii, 291 nucleotides. It is a transcript of the gene SGF11, whose product is annotated as SAGA histone acetyltransferase complex subunit SGF11. The transcript has a single exon. NCBI's taxonomy places the organism in Eukaryota, Fungi, Ascomycota, Saccharomycetes, Saccharomycetales, Saccharomycetaceae. The record is from RefSeq and is a predicted model, not a curated record. Bases 1 to 291 code for a protein of 96 amino acids.